Molecule: messenger RNA, 615 nt
Organism: Dissoconium aciculare CBS 342.82
Lineage: Eukaryota; Fungi; Ascomycota; Dothideomycetes; Mycosphaerellales; Dissoconiaceae
Exons: 2
Coding region: 1-615 (204 amino acids)
Source: RefSeq, a predicted model, not a curated record
AUGGCGGGCUCAAUCCAAGCGAUCAAGACUUACCACGUCGUCAACGCCGGCACCUUCACCACCCGCAAUGUCGAACUCCAUCACGCAAACAUGCCCUUCCUCUGGGCGCAGCAGGACACCUGGAAAAUGGGCGUGCCCAAGAUUCGUUUCCGCACGCAAUCGCCCACGGGUCCCGUGAUCGCAGGAGCGAAACUCCCGGUCUUCGCGCGCGGUGUCGACGUCGUGCUCGGCGACCCGGAGGAUAAAUCUCUCACUUGGACGGCUGUGGAGCCCGAUAAUUCGUUCACGCUCUCCUCGUACAGUUUUCGGGGAUACGGGAGUGGGCAUCUAUAUACUUGGAAGCGGACGCAUAAUCACGCUUUUGGAUCGAGUCGCUUGAGUGGGAGUGACUUUAAACUCGUUGAUCCGUCGAAUGGCGACAAGGUCCUUGCGGUAUAUAUCAAAGACAGCUUCAUGGGAGGCCCGAAUCUUGGACACAUCGACUACUUUGUCGAGCUGGGUCAAGAUCUCGAAUUGCAGACUAUCGCAUCGAUUUUGGGUAUCGAGGAGAGGUUACGGCGCAGACGUAGAGGUAACGCAGCGGCAGGAGGAGGAGGAGCAGCCGCUGCCUGUUGA